CACGCCCGACUUGUCCCCUGAAUACGACAGGCAGCACACACCACCGCCGUCAUGUCGCAAGUACACGCCCUCUCCGACGACCAGGUAGGCAGCGUCCCCGCGGUUCGAGGCAGCCCGCAAGCUCGCUCCCCGCCAAACUACGUCAACAGCACCAGCUAAUAUGCGUCCCCGUGGCAGGUCGCCGGCGAGCUGAAGAAGAUGACGGCCUUUAUCCGCCAGGAAGCCAUGGAGAAGGCCAACGAAAUCCGCCUCAAGGCCGACGAGGAGUUCGCAAUCGAAAAGUCCAAGCUCGUGCGCCAAGAGCAGUCAUCAAUCGACUCGUCCUACGAGAAGAAGUUCAAGCAGGCCAGCAUGUCCCAGCAGAUCACACGCUCUACCCUCUCCAACAAGAGCCGGUUACGCAUCCUGUCCGCCCGCCAGGAGCUACUCGACAGGCUGUUUGAGGACUCGAGCAAGAAGCUCGGCGAUGUAUCAAAGGACAAGAAGAAAUACCAGACUGUGCUGAAGAACUUCAUUCUAGAGGGCGCAUAUGCACUUAACGAGGCCAAGCUCCAGGUCAAGGUGCGGAAGGCGGAUAAUGACGUGACCAAGAAGGCCAUCGAGGAGGCACAGUCAGAGUAUAAGAGCAAGGUCAACAAGGACGUCUCUAUCUCGAUUGACGAGAGUGAUCCGCUCCCCGAGGGAUCAGCUGGCGGUGCGAUGAUUGUAGGCACGGGCGGCAGGAUCGACAUCAACAACACCUUCGAAGAACGACUGAGGCUGCUCGAGAGCCAGGCUCUACCAUCCAUCAGAGUUACAUUGUUCGGAGAGAAUGAGAACAGGAAGUUCCGCGACUGAAGGAUUGAAGUAGGAAACAAGAUAUACAACCUGCAAAUAAUUGUGUGGACGGCAUUGUCAGCACCUGGAUCUUCUUCAGCAGCACCCCGUCGAGGCUUCAUGCACUUGCAGAGAAGGUCCUACCUAGAGGGAGACCUUGUAGAUUACUUGGAAGAUUUAGCGAGCUUUUCUCUAUAAAUCAUCAUACACUUAUCGCCAGCAGCGAGCCCAUCCUAGCAACCUAAUACAGAGUACUUGUGGUUUAAGGAGUAUUUAGCCCUAGGCUGCACUCGAUGAGCACAUGCAUUGAAGAGUACCUGCUCUGCGGGGAUUCGGAAAGUGUCGAGGAAGUUGCACCCAAGC
Messenger RNA from Cucurbitaria berberidis CBS 394.84, 1179 nucleotides. RefSeq names its product ATPase, V1/A1 complex, subunit E. Gene Ontology annotation, biological process: proton transmembrane transport. The record is from RefSeq and is a predicted model, not a curated record. Lineage: Eukaryota; Fungi; Ascomycota; Dothideomycetes; Pleosporales; Cucurbitariaceae. Gene Ontology annotation, cellular component: proton-transporting two-sector ATPase complex, catalytic domain. The transcript has 2 exons. Gene Ontology annotation, molecular function: proton-transporting ATPase activity, rotational mechanism. The coding region runs from base 199 to 837 and encodes 212 amino acids.